UUCAUAACGGUGCUCGAUGUGGCAAGUUACAAAAGUUUGCGGUCUAGAGGGGGCGGUGGGAAAGGUAGACGGUCGUCCAGACUUAGCCAAACACAACUGGAGAAUGACCCAACCCCUUGGGUGACCUCUUGAAAUUCCAGAGCUAAAUUUCCCAUCUCAUUCUGAUUACUUCUUCCGACUUGAUAAUCACGGUUGCUGUUUGGCAGUGAUGAUGUCGAUGGAAAACUUCAAGCAAUUCCUUGUCUUUCUCGUCUCAGCGCUGUCCGUCGGAUUCGUGUCGAUCAUUUUUGUUAUGAGAUGGGUUUUCCACUUUAAAGAAGGUCUUGCUUGGGACGGAGGAUUGGCCGAAUUCAAUUGGCACCCGUUACUGAUCGUGGUUGGGUUUAUUUUCCUCCAGGGCAUCGCCAUUAUAGUGUACCGACUUCCUUGGACGUGGAGAUGCAGCAAACUAAUGAUGAAGUUUAUCCACGCCGGUCUAAACAUCCUCGCGUUUAUCUUGGCGGUGGUUUCCCUGGUCGCCGUCUUCGACUUCCACAACGCCCAGAACAUCCCCAACAUGUACAGUCUUCACAGCUGGGCGGGGCUAGCGGCAGUCAUACUGUACGCGAUUCAGCUGGUGCUGGGCCUGGCGGUGUACUUGGUGCCCAUCACACCAGGGUUUGUGCGGGCAGCGCUGAUGCCCCUGCACGUGUACGGCGGCCUGUUCAUCUUCUCCACCGUGAUCGCCACCGCCCUCAUGGGCAUCACAGAGAAGCUCAUCUUUGGACUCAAAGACCCCAAGUACAAAGACUCCCCCCCUGAAGCGGUCUUUGUGAACGUGCUGGGGGUCCUCAUCGCUGUGUUUGGGGGGCUCAUCCUGUGGAUCGCCACACGCCCCGCCUGGAAAAGGCCCAGCGAGAACCAGCUGCGACUGGCGCGCAGCAGUGACCUCGGACCCGUGGCAGGUGCCAAUGACGGCGCCGCCAUGACGACGCCCGGUGACCAGGAGACCAGCGGCGACCAGGCUCGCAGGAGGAACGGGAAGGUGGAAGAAUCUGUGGGCAGAAUUAGUGUCUGAGCUUACCUCUGA
Molecule: messenger RNA, 1069 nt
Organism: Clupea harengus (Atlantic herring)
Lineage: Eukaryota; Metazoa; Chordata; Actinopteri; Clupeiformes; Clupeidae
Gene: cybrd1
Product: cytochrome b reductase 1
Cellular component (GO): lysosomal membrane
Molecular function (GO): oxidoreductase activity
Source: RefSeq, a predicted model, not a curated record